Messenger RNA from Capronia coronata CBS 617.96, 2148 nucleotides. Its product is annotated as 6-phosphofructo-2-kinase. Gene Ontology annotation, cellular component: cytosol. The transcript is spliced from 3 exons. Lineage: Eukaryota; Fungi; Ascomycota; Eurotiomycetes; Chaetothyriales; Herpotrichiellaceae. Bases 1 to 2148 code for a protein of 715 amino acids. The record is from RefSeq and is a predicted model, not a curated record. Gene Ontology annotation, molecular function: 6-phosphofructo-2-kinase activity; ATP binding. Gene Ontology annotation, biological process: fructose metabolic process; fructose 2,6-bisphosphate metabolic process.
AUGCCUCAGCUAGAAGGAGCCAGGCCUCUGGUGCCCUCUGAGAAUUCGGGUCCGGCUCCUGUCUUGGGCGCAGCCUUCAGCCGCCGCUUCAGCGAACAAUACUCCGAUCUCGCUCGCGUCGCCAUCAUGAGCAACGCCUCUACCACCUCUACCACCUCUCCCAAUCCUAACGUCGAAGCCUCACUGAAUCUUGUCGCAAAUCCCCCAGGGCUUAUGCCUCCUCCCAAAACCGCUUUUGGACGGGCGUCCUCCAGCCUCACCCCCAACAAAAUACCACCCAAUCCUACGAAUGCUUUGGGAAGGGCCCUGACUGAUACUCCUGCGUCCAGUGCACCCACCAGCCCCCAAAUACUUGCCCGUACAAGCGCCAGUGUGUCUGGCACCACCACUCCCAAAAUCCGCGCUACAACCCUCGACAUCCCCGGCCUGACUCGCUCCAAAGUCUCGCCUGACGGGCGGAUCUCGGAAAGAGAUGUCGGAGCCAAGCUGGUCAUCAUCAUGGUCGGCUUGCCAGCUCGAGGGAAAAGCUACAUCACCAAGAAGAUCGCCCGAUAUCUGAACUGGUUACAACAUCCCACCCGAAUAUUCAAUGUUGGCGACCGUCGCAGAGUGGCGGCUGGCAGAGGGCCACCAAUGCCUGACCGGACAGAGGCUGCUCUUCGGGAGUCCGUCCGGCGCAUGAGUUCGACCACUGGCGGGCCUUCGACUAUAGUGGACCACGGCGAAUUUCUGCCUCCGCCAGCCAUGAAAGCCGAAAUCCGUGUCAACGAUGAAGCCAGUUCUUCGUCGCCGACCAGCCCCCGCCAGACGAACGAUUCUGCCGUACCUGAUAAGGAUCAGGAUCAGGAUCAGGAUCCGAUCUUGCUCUCUGCCCCGGAGCCGAUAGAUCAGUCCGCUCGGUUCUUUGACCCCCAAAAUACCCGCGCGAAGCUACUCCGGGAACAGGUUGCCCAUCAGGCACUAGAUGAAUUGUUGAAGUACGUGUUGGAGGAAGGCGGCUCUGUCGGUAUCCUGGACGCGACCAAUCAUACACAAGAACGACGCAUGGCGUUGAUGAAACACCUUCGUGAACGGGACGAGAACAUCAAUGUCCUGUUCAUCGAGUCGCGGUGCCAGGACCAGAACCUGCUUGAAGCCAACAUGCGACUGAAACUGUCGGGUCCGGACUACCGUGGCAAAGAUCCUGUUGCGGCGUUGAAGGACUUCCAGGAACGGGUCCGGCAGUACGAGAAGUCCUAUCAGAAGUUGGAUGCAUUAGAGGAAGAACACAACAUGUCCUACUGCUCCAUGAUCGAUGUAGGCCGGAAAAUGGUCACUUUCCAGGUCAAGGGGUUUCUUUCCAUUCAGACCGUGACCUACUUGAUGAAUUUCAACCUGGCUCCGAGACAGAUCUGGAUCACGCGUCAUGGAGAAUCCAUGGACAAUGUCAAUGGCAAAAUUGGAGGGGACAGCUCGUUGAGCCCCAACGGGGUGAGGUAUGCUCGAGCACUUAGCAAAUUCAUCGAAGCACAGUGGAAGAUUUGGGAAGCGAACCAGGCCGAGAAAAAGGCCAACACACAUUUCCCGCCUCGGCCGGGUGACACGACACCUCCCAACCCGGCCUACACGGCCCAAACUCUGCAACAACGAAACUUCUGCGUGUGGACGAGCAUGUUAAAGAGGAGUAUCGAGACCAGUCAGUUCUUCAACGAGGAUGACUUCGAUGUCAAACAGAUGCGAAUGCUGGACGAGUUGAACGCUGGGUCCAUGGAGGGCAUGACCUACAUGGAAAUCCGAGACAAAUUCCGCCAAGAGUACGAGCUUCGAAAGCGUGACAAGCUGCACUACCGGUACCCUGGCCCGGGCGGCGAAGGAUAUCUGGACAUCAUCAACCGCCUGGGAAAGGUGAUUCUCGAGAUCGAGCGGAUGACAGAUCACGUCUUGAUCAUCGGCCACCGAAGCAUAUGCCGCGUUCUUUUGGCAUACUUUAUGGGUCUCGACCAGGAAGACAUCAGCGAUCUGGAUGUGCCGUUAGGGGUGGUGUACUCGCUCGAACCGAGACCUUAUGGUGUUGAUUUCAUGGCGUAUCGGUGGGACCCAGCCACUGACGAGUUUCGACACGAGCCUGACUAUCAAAUGAGGCGAGCCACCGACCCACAAGCAGCCUGA